This is a messenger RNA of Pollicipes pollicipes, 1336 nucleotides long. RefSeq names its product autophagy protein 12-like. Gene Ontology annotation, molecular function: Atg8-family ligase activity. Lineage: Eukaryota; Metazoa; Arthropoda; Thecostraca; Pollicipedomorpha; Pollicipedidae. The transcript has 4 exons. The record is from RefSeq and is a predicted model, not a curated record. Bases 143 to 517 code for a protein of 124 amino acids. Gene Ontology annotation, biological process: autophagy of mitochondrion; autophagosome maturation; piecemeal microautophagy of the nucleus. Gene Ontology annotation, cellular component: phagophore assembly site membrane; cytoplasm; autophagosome membrane.
CAAUGCAAAGAAAGUGCGUGUAUCGCAUAGGGAGAUACGAACGUUCACAGAGGAUUGACACCGUCAAAGACAGCGUGGAAGUGUUUAUAUUGCCUUCACUUUGAAGAAGAGAGGCCGACAGGCCACCAGAGCCUCUAGCUGGAUGGCUGACUCAGAGGGGGCUGAGGGCCCUGAAAGUCCAGUGCAGCCACCCUCCCCAACUGAAGAGAUACAGGAUGCCCCUGAGUCAGAACUGGAAACAAAGACCAACAGCAAAGUUGGCCUGCUGCUGAAGGCAGCUGGAGAUGCACCCAUCAUGAAGCAGAAGUUCUGGAUGGUUGAUCCCAAGAAGCAGGUGACGUGGGUGGUGCAGUUCAUCCGGCGCUACAUCCGGAUGGACCCGUCAGAGUCCCUGUUUGUGUACGUCAGCCAGGCGUUCUCGCCGUCACCCGACCAGACCAUCGGUAACCUGCUGGAGAGCUUCGGCUCGGAGGGCAAGCUCGUGCUGCACUACUGCCGCACGCAGGCAUGGGGCUGAACGGCGCGGCCGGCGCAGGCCCAGGCGGCGCGCGGCUCGCUCCGAGGACUCCGAGUCAGCGGAGAGGCCAGGGUCGGGCCGAGAGUCGUCGGCGCCUACCGUGGGAGCGACGGUGGCAGCGCCGGGGCACGUGCCCGCGGACUCUGAGCGGGUCUGUGGUACCGGCGAUGGGCGGUGGCGGGGUGGCGCGUCAUGCUGUCGUCGGGGUGUGACGCGCUGUGAUGCUCCGUGACGCGGAGUGACACGGAGUGUUAUGCUCCAGGGUGCGCCGGGCUGUUGGGGCCCGCUCGCUGCGGCUCUCCCGGCGUCAUGCGGGUCCCGUCGUCUCCCAGCGUGCACGAGCUGUGCUCAGAGCCCUCCGCCUUGGCCCAGGAAGCACGGCGUCGGCCCGCGGCCGCCUCCAGUCGUGGCGCUUGCCAGCGAUGGCGUGACGUCACGGAAGAUGUGCAGCCAAUCGCCGGCGUUCACCUGUUUUUGAGUUGGUUGUAAAGGGUCAGGUUGGACGGACAGUCGGUAGAUGUCUUUUGCCCCGCUCGUGGCAGCGUCGAGGGAGCUGUGGGCCUACGAUGCCGUGAUGUUGAGUUGAUUGGUGAGAUGAGCGACGGUUUUAUUCACUGUGAUAAUCUCAGUGCUCGUGUGCGUGGUUUGCGUGCUAUGAAGGGCCAGAGGUUAUGCUGAUGUGUUUAGUGAUUAUCAUUCGGGUGUCCCAGGUUUUUUUGUGUCUCCGUCUAUGCUGAUCCUUCACUCGUCGGUCGCUGUUGGGUCGUGAAAUCGACUAUUUCGGCCGGUUUAAACGCUCAAAUACACCACCGACUUAUG